CCCAUCGGAACGCCUCUCCCGAUAUGAACCUGCUCGUACACUACGCUCCACAUCGAAGGCCCUCCUCCGAGUUCUGUCUCAUAGGGAGGCUCGGAGGACGGUGACAAGAUCUAGGGCCUUCUCAGUGGUGACCCCCGAACUGUGGAACAGUCUCCCCGAAGAGGUGCGUAUGGCGCCGACAUUGCUCUCUUUUCGGUGCCAGGUUAAGACUUGCCUCUUUGCUAUGGUGUUUUAAUACGUAACUCGUUUUAGUUUUAAAUUUUGUUGUAAUUGUUUUUGAUUUAUUGUUUUAUAUAUGUUUAUCCUGUAUUUAUUAUGAGAUCUGAGAUGUUUUGUAUUUUUAUAUUCUGUUGUUCACCGCCCAGAGAGCUAAUGCUAGUCGGGCAGUAUAUAAAUCUAAUAAAAUAAAUAAAAUAAAAAUAAAUAAAAUGAGAUUGCAAAGCAAGGGUAGGAUAAUUCCAGCAUGCAAAGGCAAAGCGGAGUAAGGCCUGAGCGGUCGGCCUGAGCACAGUAUGUGAUCCAAGAGCAGAAUCAGAAGGUGACAGUCCAGGGAUCAGCGACAGAGGAGAUCCAAUCCAUGCAAGGUCAGUCAGGGAUUGCGGUGCUGCAGCAACUGGGAGGCUCAAAGGUAAGACUGACGUUAGCCUGCUGGUGGAAUUUAUAAAGGUGUUUGGAGAGCCCUUCUCAAGGAGCACCUUACUCACUAGGAGUCCUUUACUACUGAGUCACACAGUGCCUUUGGACUCUCCAGGUGUGCACUUAAUGAGCUUGGACAAUUUAAGGGGUGUGCACUCUAGAAGGCUGAGGAUGGGUCGACCUGCCCCUCCGACUCUACUAGCGAUUCAUCUACUGGCACUUGGACUGGAGCUCACUCUGAGGACCCCACAAGAGGAUCUUCUGGAGGUAGCCCUAAAAGGUUUCCCCAGACUCCCACAAACUUUCAAGGCUGGCAAAGGGGGGCCCUGCUUGCUUCCUCAAGCCUUCAGUUGAUGGGAAAUCUGGCCUCUGAAGAGUCAGUAUCUGGCUUUGAAUUGGGGCUGUGCAUGACAAGUCUGGCUGCACUGACUAAUUUCUGAACCAUCUUGUCUGGCCUUCCUCUUUUUCUACUCCCUUCUGUUUUUCCCAGCAUUAUUGUCUUUUCUAUUUUUAUUAUUAAUUUAUUAUUAAAUUUGUUAGUCGCCCAUCUGGCUGGUUGUCCAGCCACUCUGGGCGACGUACAAGAUAAAACAGUACAUAAACAGUUAAAAUUUUUUAAAAACAGUAAAAACUAAUCCGUCCCAAAAGCUUGCCUAAAAAACCAGGUCUUCAGGGUCCGGUGGAAGCUCAUUAUAGACGGGGCAUGGCGUAGAUCAUUAGGGUGAAUCAUGCCUUCCCAUUAUGUGUCCAAAGUAUGAUGACCUCAGUUUUGUCAUUUUAGCUUCUAGUUAUAGUUCUGGUUUAAUUUGUUCUAACACCCAAUUAUUUUUUUUCACAGUCGCAAAGCUCCAAUACCACAUUUCAACUGAGUUGCUUUUUCUCUUACCUGCUUUUUUCACUGUCCAUCUUUCACAUCCAUACAUAGGCCUGCAGUCUUCCAUCACGGCUGGCCUGCAUCCCUCGUUCACCUCUUGCUGUUCCUCUUGAGGCACGUUGCACAGAGAUCUCGAGACUGUCACCCACCCUAACUACUAUACCGCAAGUUUCCCUGAACCUUAUCUUGGACUGACCCCUUGGCAAUUGAACCCGGACCUCUACUGACCUCGCUUCUGGACUUCUGGCUUGGCACGAAAGCAUUCAGAAGCAAAAAGGUAUCCUAGGAAGCGUCUGGUGAUGGGGGAGUUGUGAGGACCAAUUUGCUGUGGACGCUUUGGGUGCAAAAGAUGUCUGAGACCAUCCCUGCUACCAACAGGAGUCCUCUGGAAAAGGAACCUGGCCCACAGCAUCUCAGGCUGGUGAAUGGAAAAUGUGAGAAUCCCAUCCCACUUCUGGAAAGGCUCUCUGUGACCAGGGGCAUUUGGGAGCUUCUUGACAGCCAACCAGGACAAGCCACAGAGCUUCUCUCAGCGCACCCGCCUGGGACAUUUAUUAUCGCCAGACACGCAGCUGGAGGCUUCCGGGAGCUCUUCCUUCAGACUCAGGAAAGCGGGAGUGACGCUGUCUGCUGUUUUCCUAUGAAGGAAGAGAGUUCAGCUGUUUAUUUUGAGGGUUCCCUGCUGCAUUUCAGAGACCUGUUGGAACUGGUCAGCUUCCACCUUGUGAGCAGGGAUAUCCUGCCCUGCCUGCUGAGGAUCCCAGAUGCCAUUCGACUUCCAAAGAAGCCUGAAUUAGAUGCAGUCGCUGCAUUGGGCAUGAAGUUCUGGACAAUGCCCUUUAAACCUGGCAAUGGGCUGACAUUGCCUGAAGUGGAAGAAGGGUCCGUGGGGCUGGACGGAGACCCCCCUGAAUCCAGACAGAUGGCCUGCUCCAUCAGGGUGACAUCUGAGGACAGAGCCCUGUGCAUCAUCAACCCGCUGUUCCUCUCAAUGCACAGCGAUGCCGGCUGGCUUGACCUUGCUUCAAGCUUGUGCCGCUCGAGCACCAGGAGGGAGACUUUGCGGCUCUCAAAUGAUCUGGGGAGCCUCCAAAAGUCUGGCUCAACAGAAGCAGCAUGCAGGAAACAAGGAGCCCAGGAGUGUUUGGAUCGUCAGGACUCUCUAGAGGAGGAGGAGGAGGAGGAGAUGGAGAAAGCCCCCCCAGGUGAUGCUGUGCCCUGCUCUGCCACUGAGCGACAGAAGCUCCUUCCUGACAGCCUUGCCUGGAGCAGUUCCGAAACGGCCUCUGAGGAGGUGCCUCUGUCCCCUGAUCCCCUCCAGAAAGAGAUGAAGUCCCCCCACCGGGUUUCCUGGAUUGAAGGGAUGGCAGCAACGUCCCCUCCAUGCUGGCCUCUGCAAAAGUCCAGUUCCGAACCAUCACUGGUGAGCGAGACCGUGUCGCUGCCUCCCAUUCCUGAGCUAGAUUCGCUUUCUGUCAGCAGCGUGGAAGACGAAGGCAACGGGCUCCCUCUCGCCACUGCCGCUCCUCCCAAAAAGCACCGCCGCUCCUCCUCCAUCUUGACCUAUAAGGUGUUUCAACGCCUCUCCGCCGUGGGCAGCACUCUCAGUGGCUUCCUUUCAGCCGAACACAGAGUAUCCAAGCGGGUGCAAGAGCUGGCCCAGGAUCCGGCCUCCUAUGUCGGAGGUCUGGUGCAAAGCUUUGUGGGGCACAUCCUGCGUGGCGCUGGGACGCGGCACCCCACCAGCACCGACAUGCUACAGGAAAUCCGGCAGAUGAUCAGCAACCUCAAGGGCUAUCUGUGCGAGAGCUCAGAGCUACGCAUGGUCUGCGAACAGAGCGAAGCAGAGGAGGUGGACCUGGGUUCCGUGGUGGAAGCUGUGCUGUACAAAUGCAUGCUUAAGCCGCUCCGGGACUCCACCUACGCCCAGCUGCUGGACUUCCACACCCGCGACGGGACUCUGGAGAAGCUGCGUGAGCACCAGGCCACCAUGAGGCGGCAGAGCCUGGCCGAGCUAGGCGUCACAGCCAGAGUGCCCGACGGGUCCGGCCUGGAGCGUAUCCAGUCCAAGCUGAGUCUGAUGCACCAGGCUUACUCGCCCAAGAAGAAGGCGACGCAGAUGCUCCAAGUCUGCACGAUGCUCUACGAAGCCAUGAACCAGACCGCUGGCAGGACAGAGCCUUUUGGGGCUGACGAUUUCCUGCCAGUGUUGAUCUACAUGCUGGUGAAGUCCGAUGUGGUGUCGGUGCAAUUGGACGUGGAGUAUAUGAUGGAACUGAUGGAUCCCAGUCAGCUGCAGGGUGAAGGCGGUUAUUACCUCACUACCUGGUUUGGGGCCCUUUACCACAUUGAGAACUUCCAGCCAGCUGCCAUGGUGUCGCGGCAAAUCAGUAUUGAGGCCCAGCGUUCCAUCCACCAGUGGCAUCGGCGACGGACCAUCCACCCCCACCAAGCUAACCGGCGUCAUUCACAGAACAUCCUCUACGUCUCCUUCUGCGAACCUUUCAGCAACCAGAAGGCCAUCUCCAUUCCCGCUGACAUGACAACGGCAUCCAUGUGCACGGUGUGUGCCGAGAAGUAUGCCAUCUCCGAUCCUGGGGCCUACGGCCUUUUCUUGGUGUCAGGUGACUCCUCUCAACUCUUGGCCGAGGACAGUUGCCCUCAGAGACUCCGCUUGGAUAUCCUCCAGUCCAAAGGGGGCCCUGUGAGUUUUGUUUACAAGCCCAAAGAUGGGGUGCUCCUUAUUCCUCCUUCUCUCCAGAACCCCAACAGCUUGGCUGAGGCCCAAGAGUCCCUUGAAAGUCUGGACGCAGGUCCACUGGAGGCGGAUUGAAUACCAAUCUCAGAACUUUCUAGAAACUUCCUUGAGGGUCAACCAAGAUUCUGGGUUUCUGACUUGGCAGAAACGUUCGAAAAAGCGGAGAGAUUUGGGAAUAAAAUCUCAGCCAGGAAGAGGCUCGAACAAGAAGGCCUCUGUCCUGGAGUAUGAGUAAAGGUCAGGGUGGCUGUUCUUUUUCUUCACACGGAAGCCUGUAAGGAUGCUGGGGCUGCCUUUUCCUACUGGUGUUGUCCUCCUAGCAUUCUCUCUUCCACUUGGACCAAUGCUGCCCACACUUGCAGGGUGUGCUCCGCACCCCUCAAGCCCCUGUUGCCCACCAGUGUGGACAUAAGGCAGCUUCCUGUGUUAGGGCCCCUCCAGACUGAUGUUCUUUCUGGUUGUGUUCUGCACCAUGUCAUUGACACAAUCGCAGUGCAUUCGUGGUGGAUUUAUACUGGACCGUCCACACUUCAUGAGUUCGUUCUGCAAUGCUUCCCCAGCGUUACUGCUGCCUAGAGGGGUACUCUUGUACUAUA
Rhineura floridana is the source of this 4864-nucleotide messenger RNA. It is a transcript of the gene RINL, whose product is annotated as Ras and Rab interactor like. The record is from RefSeq and is a predicted model, not a curated record. Gene Ontology annotation, cellular component: endocytic vesicle; cytosol. Bases 1860 to 4343 code for a protein of 827 amino acids. Gene Ontology annotation, molecular function: small GTPase binding; guanyl-nucleotide exchange factor activity. NCBI's taxonomy places the organism in Eukaryota, Metazoa, Chordata, Lepidosauria, Squamata, Rhineuridae. Gene Ontology annotation, biological process: vesicle-mediated transport; signal transduction. The transcript has 14 exons.